This is a messenger RNA of Eimeria maxima, 948 nucleotides long. RefSeq lists its product as hypothetical. The transcript is spliced from 3 exons. The record is from RefSeq and is a predicted model, not a curated record. NCBI's taxonomy places the organism in Eukaryota, Apicomplexa, Conoidasida, Eucoccidiorida, Eimeriidae. The coding region runs from base 1 to 948 and encodes 315 amino acids.
AUGAAGGGUCUCAAAGAACGCCCGGUUGCCACCCAUGUCGUCAGAGGCUGUUGGAUCCUUGUCUUCCUGCAUAUUGUCUCAUGUGCAGCUGCCUCGUCGUCCUCUACUUCCCUAGACCGACAGGGUGAGGCGGCACUGCUGACGCGCGUGGAGUUAAAGCAUGAUACGUUUCCAACGUAUGUCUACGGUAAAUCGAAGUCCGGCGCCCCCGUUAUCUACAAGCCGAAGCUUAGCGGCUUACGCGACUUCCGGAAGCUGUUUGUGCUGCAGACUGAUUCUUACAUGAUCGAUUUGCUGCUGCAGGAAACCAAUAUGAACUCGUUUACUUUAGUCUUAGAUUUUUCAGCGCUGUCAAGACGGCUGCGUGUUCCGACACUGGAAAUGUGGGACUCUCUAAGGACGGUUGUUGACCCGUUGCCUUCUGCUGUCAAGGCCUCCAUUGAGCAAAUGGUCACACGGGUGUUUGAACGGUGCGAGGCGGUGGUGGUGGUGAACGCGACGACGUUUCUCAAGCUGCUAAAACCCGUUAUUUCGCUCAUGGUGCCUGUUAGCAACGAGAAAUUAUUUGUUUCUACAGACUUGUCUGCGCUUUUUAAAGUAGUUCCCGCUACGCAAGUGCCUAGGCCUUACAACCCAUCCGCUGUUGAUGAUGUCAGCAGCAACGCACAGACGUCCAAGUUGUAUCAACUGCUUAAUGCUAGAGCGCAGGAGCUUCUGGGGAGACCUCUUGCAGUUGAUAUUGUUGGAGAGGGAUCUAUCUCGAAGGAUGAAAUGGGACCAGAGUCGCCUGCUAAAUUAUACGCUGUACCGGAGGCAGAAGCACCAGCAGCAGCUGCAGAUGAUGCAGCAACUGCAGAUGAUGCAGCAGCAGCAAAAGGGGCAUCUACAACAACAGAGCAAGAAGAAGCGGAUGAGGAUGAGGAUGAUCUUUUCGAUGACAUUGACUAA